This is a messenger RNA of Daldinia decipiens, 2648 nucleotides long. RefSeq lists its product as uncharacterized. The record is from RefSeq and is a predicted model, not a curated record. Lineage: Eukaryota; Fungi; Ascomycota; Sordariomycetes; Xylariales; Hypoxylaceae. Bases 684 to 1913 code for a protein of 409 amino acids. The transcript has a single exon.
GGCUAGCAAAGCCCCAGGCUAAGAUACAUAUGUACGUAGUACAUGGACAUCCCAAUAGGUACCUACCUACCUACCUACCUACCUAACGUAUGUACUAAAAGCAAACGUACAUGAUGGAUCCUAGGAAGCAAGCCCAUAAAUAAUCGUACCGUAGCUGCUUUUAAACCAACCAGCAUAUGUAUCUCGAUACCCCACAGAACUGCCAAUUCUCAUAAUCUUCCUUCGAUGUUCAACUCUGUUUCCACUCGAUCCGAUUCCUUCCUUUCUUCUCCCCGCCAUAUCCGCGUGAAUUAACCAUCCCAUCUCUUGAUUCGAAGAGCAAUUGAUCAAACUAUCGUGACGUUUAUAUUACAUCGACUAAACAAUCUUCUAAUUGGUUAAUAUUCGAGAGACGAGACAUCGAAUUGGCCUGCCCAGGUCUAAAUUGUAGCAUUGCAGCAUUGCAGCGUCGAGUUCGUUAGGUAGCUCAGGUGCCCAUCGUGCAUGGGCUUGGCUAGAUGUCAUGACCAGUGGCAUAUCAACUUAAUAACCACCUAGCCUCCCUUUUACCUACCCUGUUCACCUCCUCACCGACUCCUCUGCCUCCCAAGUAGGAGUUUGAUGUCAGGGUACGGUUGCAUAUCUGCUUCUUAGCUUCGACCUCGAACUAAAUACAACAUAUUUUACAUUCAUAUCUAUCCGGAAUGGCGACAGAUUCCUUGAAAGCCCUAAUUACUAACAUUCCCGACUGGCUUAAACGCCUCGAGGAGCUCAAUGGACAAAUCGAUCAGCGCCAGCAGGAUCUGGCUAUGCUACCUGAGAACCAGCCCAAGUCCUCAGCUCGAUCAAUUAGGAAUAAGGGAUCAACAGAAUCUUUAAGACCGAGGGACGAAGGCGCACCCGGCCAAAUACUAGACACGAUACGCGUCUCGACGCCACCUCCCCUAACCCCGAUUGAAACUCGACAGCCAAAUGACGGUGCUGAGGUACCCUCGAGUCCCAUGAGUGAGCCACGAUCGAAUGCUUCCCUUCAACGUCAGACCAACGAGGUUAUGGCAACGGCACAGCGACGAGCGCGUGCUGUUGUUCGGAAGAAGCCGAAGACCGAAUCCAUGAUGAGCACCGAGAACACCGUCCAAAAUUAUAGAUCACGGAAUAUGAUCAUUGUAUACUACGACAGUUACGUACAGUCAUUCUUUGAGGAAUUGGUCAAGUUCGUGUCGAUGCAGCGUAAUGCCAUGCGCAAAGCCAAGAUGGCUGCCAAGGUGGCCCGCAUCAGGCGUUUGGCCGAGAUUGAGAUGCCCGAUGACGACGAGGAGGACAGACCGGGUAGUAGGAAUGGUGAACUGAAGCCCAGGGAUAAUCUCAUCGCCGUCGCCGCCGACGCCACGGCCGCAAAGGAAGAAUCGGCGGAAGAUAUUAAGCUGCGCUUCAAAAGUACUCGACAGAUGGGACCGCGAAACGUGGUUGCCGGUAGGGUGAGUGCGCGGGUGGCCCGAUCAGGUCUUAAUGGCGGACUGGGCGCAUUCCAGGAGAGGGGCGAUAUUUGGGAAGAGCUAGACAAAGGCCUGGAGUUCGUCCAGGGUAUGUGUGAACAAGGAGCACAUCAAUUUCUUCGAGACGGUGACUGCGCCGAGGAGAUCGAGAAGAUUAAAGCGCGCCUUGCGUUGACGAAGGAGGCUGCCGACAAGGAGCUAGCACGUCCCGAUACAGAAAACACUCUCGAGCUAGCCUCGCCCUGGCCCAUCCAGUCCCGGAGCUAUCGCCCCACGAUGAUGCGGAAGAGUAUGGGCACGCCAGCGUUAAAGACACCUCCUAAGCAAGAAGUUAUCAAGCAAAAUGUUAUUGAAGUGGAGGACGAAGGGAUACAGGAUAUGGACGACUACCAGCCGAUCUCCAAACCGACAGGGCAAAUAGAUGGACCUACGUCUUAGAAUGACGAGGUCCCUUUGCUUUGUUAUGCUUCAUGCACAUUAAGUAGUCUCCCUACUACUAUUACCUACCACCGUCGUUUACGUAUAUACAAACCACAUCUCAACCAUUCAAAAUUGUUUGCUCGCAUGCAGCAUCGCGACGGAGUUGGAUUACAGAGAAUGACGGCUUUAUUGGAUGCUACUGCGACAGGACUACAUACUUCCCCCUAAAUUAUGAAAUGUCACCUUGAAAAUUAUAUAUAACUCUAUUUAUUCGUGUGGGGUGCGGACAGAUAAAAAGCAUGCACAUAUUUUUGAGUCUUAAAAUGUGCUUGGAGUUGGAUACAGGGGAAAGUUUUUGAUAUUUAACAUCAACAGCCCAGACGGGAUUUGAAUACAUUUGGGAUCACUCUACUAUGGUGCUUACCUGCACCUAUCACGAUUUUACGGGACUCACGGCCGCGAACCAAACAUGUGCAUACAAGGCUAUAUCAAUGCGUCCUCUCUCAGCUUCAUCUGGAGGGGGCGGAUCAAAUAAUGCCGGAUAAUACGGCCACUCUUUCAUAAUGAGCAGCUGGGGGGGUUUCGGAGAAUAAAGGUGACCCAGCAGUUAAUGUUGUUAUGGAGGGGCUGAAAAGUUUGGUACACAAGAGACUAACAAGCCUAAUAAUAUAUCUACCUAACUAGUUAAACUGGAUUACCUGAUUAUGAUGUCCAUGACGAUGAUGAUGAUGAUGAUGAUGAUGAUGAUGAUGA